Messenger RNA from Rana temporaria (common frog), 1508 nucleotides. It is a transcript of the gene LRRC10B, whose product is annotated as leucine rich repeat containing 10B. The record is from RefSeq and is a predicted model, not a curated record. The transcript has a single exon. The coding region runs from base 250 to 1296 and encodes 348 amino acids. Lineage: Eukaryota; Metazoa; Chordata; Amphibia; Anura; Ranidae. Gene Ontology annotation, molecular function: protein binding.
UCAGUGUAGACUGUGCCAUGGAAGACAUAUGAGUAGGGAACAUGAAUAUUUAACUUUUACUCCUCAAGUUUCACCAGCAGAGACCAAUAGAGGGUGAAUGGUUUGAGGACAGUUAUUGUGUAAUUGUUACAGCUCUCUACAACAUGCCUUUAAGUGUCCUGAGAUGUUCAACGAGUAUGAUUGUCACAGGUGGUGAUAAACUGCAUGUUUUAGCUUAAUCUGUGUUAAUUGCCAUUGUAACCCCUCUAAAUGGGUGGUGCAUGUGGAUCUGUGCCCACAGUGGCAGGGGAAGGUGCAGAAGAGCCCUUACCUGAAGACACAGAGGAGCAGCUGAGUACUGGAGAUGGCACCCUUGAGUUCAGUGGACGAAAGAUGAAUCACCUCCCAGCAUCGAUAUGUACUCUUGGUGAUCAGCUUUACAAGAUGUACUUGAGUGGAACAAUGAUAACGGAACUACCCGAUGACCUCUACCAGCUUCACAAUCUGCGUACUUUGGCGCUUGAUGCAAACAAACUUCCAGAAUUGCCGGAAGCUGUGUGUUCCCUACCACACCUUGGCCGCCUGUACCUUGGUGCAAACAGGCUACAGGGAUUACCCAUGUCGUUUUCACGUCUCCAAACUCUACGUACCCUGUGGAUAGAACGGAACUUUUUGCAUCACUUUCCACCGGUGUUGCUGAGCAUGCCUGCCUUGCGCUGUCUGCAAAUGGGGGACAACCGUUUAAAGGGGCUUCCAGGGGACAUUGCUACAUGUAUGCCAGGCCUAAAAGGUCUGUGGCUCUAUGCAAACAGACUAGAACGUGUGCCGAAAGUUCUCCUACGUUUACAUGGUUUGGAGAUUCUAGAUCUGGACCGGAACCGCAUUGCUGUGUUCCCAGAUAUGAGCGGAUUGAAAGGAUUGCGCCUAUUAUCCUUUGACCACAACCCUGUGAAAGCACCUCCAAAAGUGGGGGAAACUGUUACUCUCGUGGGAGAAGGUGCUCAGGAGUUCAUGGAAGAGCGGGAAGAGCAAAGGAAGCAGAGAGAGGAGGAAGCGAUGGAGGAACAGGAAAGGGAGCAGCAAGAGAAGGAGGCAGCAAAGGCAGAGGGAGGUGAAGAAGGAGAAGGGGAGGAAAAGCAGGAAGAAGAGCAAUAUGAUGAGGAAGAGGCAGAGCAGGAGAACCCUAACACCGAUCGUUACUCUGGGAACAGGGAGGGGGACUACUAUGAGGAAGAUGAUGAGUAUUACCUAGAGGAGGAAGAAGAAGGCUAUUAUCCACAUGAAGAAGAGAAUUAUUACACAAGAGGGAUUUAUUGAUUUAUUGUUUUUUAAAUUAUAAUCAGAAAUUACUGCUCAGAGAAAUGUAUACUAAAGACUACAGGUACCUACAUCCCAAAAUGAUAUUUGAAUAGAAAGACAAAAUGGGUGAGUCAAGUAGUAUUUUUCUGGUACUGUCACGAGACAUUACAACAGCUUUAAAAAAAAUGUUUUUAUUUAACAUUGUGGUUAAAAAAUAUUGUGAAAGGAAG